CAGUCACGAAAAUUUCAAGCACAACUUUGAAACUCUUUUGCUCAUUUCAAAUAAGAUCAUCAAAGAAUGGCUGCUGAAUUUGCUGCCUCUGCUGCUGCCAAUGCUGUAGGAAACCUCACAACAGAAUAUGCAUCACCUUAUGUUAGUUACUUUUUCCGAUUUGGGAAAAUUGUUGAAGAAUUCAAGAAUCGGAGAAAUGAACUUGAAUUGAAAAGUGAUCGGGUAAAAAAUGAUGUCGAAGAGGCUAUAAGGCAAAAUGAGGUAAUUGAGAAGGAUGUCCAAGACUGGCGAAAAAGGGCACAGAAAGAACUGGAAGAAACCCAGUGUUUGGAAGCUGAAAUAGAACGUAUGAAGUGUUUCAACUGGUGUCCAAGUUGGGGUUGGCGAUAUUGCUUAAGUAAGAAAGUGGCAAAGAAGACGAUCUCUAUCGAUAAACUUCUUGUGAGUUGUAACUUUCCACGGGUGGGCCACCGUGCUCCUCUAGAAGGAAUAGAAUUCUUCACCUCUAAAGAUUUCAUGCCUAAUGAGUCUUCAAAUUCAACUUUAAAUGACAUCAUCAAGGCUCUAAACACUGAUGGUGUGAACAUGAUUGGAUUGUAUGGAAUGCCAGGGGUGGGCAAAACAACUUUGGCAAAAGAAGUUGGGAAGCAUGCUAAAGAACAAAAGCUCUUUGAUAAUGUUGUGAUGGUUACAAUGUCCCAAACUCCAAACAUCAGCAAUAUUCAUGACAAAAUUGCAGAAUUAUUACGCUUCAAAUUUGAAGCAAGUACGGAAGCAGGAAAAGCAGAAGAGUUAUUGCGGAGAUUGAAAAACGUGAAGAAGAUCCUCAUAAUUAUUGAUGAUGUUUGGAAUGAAUUUGAAUUGCAGACUGUAGGUAUUCCAUUCGGUGUUGAACACGAGGGUUGCAAAAUUCUUCUGACCACACGUCUUCAACAAGUCUGUGUUCGUAUGAAUUGUCAAAAGAAAUUUCAACUGGACAUCUUAUCCAAAGAUGAAGCAUGGGCUUUGUUCAAAGAUACUGCUGGUCUAAAAGAUGUUUCUUCGAGAUUGAAUGAUGUAGCCCAGGAGGUUGCUCGUGAAUGCAUGGGUUUGCCUCUUGCAAUUGUGACAAUCGGAAAAGCUUUAAAAGGUGCAAGUCUAGAUGGCUGGAAAGUGGCAAACAAGCGACUCAAGGACUCAAGAGAUUUAGACAAUGAAGAGGUUUCUCAAGGUAUCUACAACUGCCUUAAGCUGAGUUAUGAUUAUUUGAAGGGAGAUAAUAUUCGAACAUGUUUCUUGCUGUGUUCCCUUUUUCCAGAAGAUAGGGAUAUUGAUAUUGAGUUAUUGGUUAUGUUUGCAAUUGGUCAUGGAUUAUUUUCUGAUAUUGACUUACCUAAAGACUUAUUAAUUGACGACUUACGGAGGGAAAUUCGUGAAGCACUAAGAAAACUCCAAGAGUCUGGUUUGUUACUGAGAACUGAUGAUGAUGAUGAUGAAUUAAACGUAAGAAUGCAUGAGGUUCGUGAUUUUGCUCAUUGGAUAGCACCUACAGGGAAACAUAUAUUCAUGGUAAGAGGGGGGUUGAUGGAAUGGCCUCUAAGUAAAAGUUGUGGAUCCCAUACAGCAAUCUCCUUUUGGAGCAGCAACAUAAAUAUUUUUCCUGAAAAUUUGGAAUUUCCUGAACUCAAAAUUUUGAUUUUUGCAGGAAAGACUACAGUGAAAGUUCCGAAUGCAUUUGUUAAAGGAAUGAAAGCCCCUUUGUAUCUCGAAAAUGUCAUUUUCUCACUAGAAGUACUUCAAUUCGUAUCAAAUCUUCGAAGUCUAUGCUUUCUAAAUUGCGGGCUGGAGAACAUCUCAUCAUUGAGUAGUAUGGAAAAACUUGAGAUUCUUGCAUUUUCUAAUACUAAUAUUUAUAAGCUACCUGAAGAAUUAGUGUGUUUGAUAAUGGUUUUUUGUAUUUGUGUAACAAACAGGUUGACAUCACUCCAAGAGCUACACGUCGGAUGUGAAAACAAUGUUAACUUAUCGGAGCUGAAUUCAUUAUCUCGUUUGACUGCACUGUCAUUGAGUGUUUCUACAGCUCAAUGUUUUCCAGAAAAUUUUGUGUUCCCUAAACUACAAAGUUUCAUUAUUGCUGUAAAUGAAUAUCAUCCAUUUAUGCAGGGGCUAAACUUUAGAACCUUGGAAAUUACUGAAUUCUCGUCUUCAUUAAGUGCAUUCAAGGAGUUGUUUUGCAAUGUGGAAGAGUUGGCUCUGAAGAAUGUUGUCAUGAAACACAAAAAUAUUGUCCCAAACAUAGAUCCAAAGGGCCUAGAAGAAUUAACUUCUCUUGAGCUUGAAGAUUGCAAUAAUAUGGAAUGCUUAAUGGAUACAACACGAGAGAAAGGAGCAACCACUGCGUUCUCUAAUUUGGUGAAAUUGAGAAUGGUGAAAAUGACUCGUUUGAAAGAGUUGUGCCAUGGUCCGCCUCCGAUUAGCUUCUUACAAAAGUUAAAAGAUGUGACCGUUGAAGAUUGUAAGCGGUUGAAAGUGGUAUUUGAAACGAAUAGUCUUCUUAGAAAGGGAGAAAUUAGUCAGACACCGUUACUCUCAAAUUUAACAAAUUUGAAGCUGAAGUCAUUACCAGAAUUGAAGUGGAUAUGGAAAGGGCCCAGCCAUCAUGUCUGCCUCCAAAGCCUGAAGGUUGCAGUAAUUAGUGGCUGCAAUAAAUUGAAAUAUCUCUUCUCACCAUCACUUGUUCAAAGCUUGGUGAUGCUAGAACAACUCAAGAUAGAAGACUGCGAUGAACUGGAACACAUUGCCACAGAGUUGGAAAGCGAUGAUAGUAUAGAAUCAGACAGUGGCCUUCUCCAUCCUCCGCCCUUGCCAAAAUUGGCAUCUCUUGAAAUACAUGGUUGUCCACGACUGCAGUAUGUCUUCAAUGUCGCAGAAGAAAAGAAUGGAGUUGAUCAUGCCAUUGCUCUCCGUCGCCUGCAACAUCUACGACUUGAAAACUUGGAAAAUUUGAGUAGCUUCUGUUCAGAAAACUAUCCCAUUAUGUCACCAACCUUGAAGAAGUUAAUCAUUGUGGUCUGUCCUCGAUUGGAAAAUUUCAUUAUUCAACUACAAGUCCACAAACAGCUUCAACCAAAGGAGUUACGAUUCUCUGAGUUGGGACAAGACAAUGUGUGUGACACUAUUAAUUGGGAGAAUAUAUUUCAAAUUCAAGGCGGACACUUGUUCUCAAAGAUAGAGAUUUUAAAUCUAAAGGGUAUACAUCAGUUGCAGAGUCCCAUCCAAGUUGCAAGCCUUCCUUAUCUUAAAGACUUAAAAGUGUCAAGUUGUAAAAGGCUGAAAUCUCUCUUCUCUUCUAUGCUUGCUCCAAAUAUGCCGCAAUUGAAAGUUUUGAAAAUAAAGUGUUGUGAGGAGUUGGAAGAAAUCAUUGAAAUGGACCAAACUUCAAUAGCAUCAUCAUCACAGAGUCAUCUCCAACCUAUAUCCUUCCCUAUUCUUCAAUUUAUAUCUAUUUCUGGGUGUAGCAAUUUGAAAAGCUUGUUUCCUAUUAGUGUCGCCCGUUCUUUUGCCAACCUCGAGAGAAUCCAAAUUGAAGGGGCUUCUAAACUAGAGCAAGUCUUCGGGUAUCAAGGUGAACUAAACAUUGAAGAUGAUCAAAAGGGAAUGGUGCUCCCUAAAUUACAAAUUUUGAAUCUUCAUGAGCUAUCAAGCCUAAAGAGUUUUGCUCCAAUGGGUUAUCAUUUCCGAUUCCCUUCUUUGUUUCAUUUUAAAAUAACCAAAUCUCCCAAGUUGACCAGAAGUGUCAUCAUGGAUUCAAAACAUCCUAUGCCUGCCAUAACAGAGGCAGAGAGAUACAAGGUGGAGGAUGAGGAUGUGAAAAAGAAGGUGAAGACCAAGAAUGCCCUUGAGAACUACGCAUACAAUAUUAGGAACACCGUGAAAGAUGAGAAGUUUAUUGGAAAACUUGACCUGGCAGACAAGCAGGAGAUCAAGAAGGUCAUUAAUGAGACUGUUGAAUGGCUUGAUAGGAACCAAUUAGCAAAAAUUGAUGAAUUUGAGGAUAAGUUGAAGGAAUUAGAAGGGUUAUGCAAUCCAAUCAUUGCAAAUAUGUAUCAAGGUGGUGGUGGAAAUGUGCCCUUGAGUGGUGCUUGUUAG
Molecule: messenger RNA, 4128 nt
Organism: Durio zibethinus
Lineage: Eukaryota; Viridiplantae; Streptophyta; Magnoliopsida; Malvales; Malvaceae
Source: RefSeq, a predicted model, not a curated record